AUGUUGAAAAAAUAUUCAUCAUGGGCAUCAUGUCAAUCUUCACCUUCAAUGAACACAGAUAUGACCAUGAUAAAAUCAGUAACAGUAAAAUCUAAUGAACAACAACAUCAACAAGAAUCAUUUGAAAAACUUGUAGAUAUUCAAGCUAGCUCAAAUAUGCAUGUUAAUGAUGAUAUACAGUCAUCAUCGAUAAGACUUAAAACUCGAGCUAUACAACUAGCUAUGAUUUCAAAACAACGUGCAUCUUUUUUUGCUGCACCUAUAAAGAUUUCAUCGUCAAUAACAAAUGAACAAAAUAAAGUAUGUUCAAUUGAAAAAUUAUCAAAAGAUACACCAUCUACAAUAAAAAGAAAUUCUAAACAUAAACAUAAACAUCAUCAUCACCAUCAUCAUCAUCGUCAUCAUCAACAUCGUCGACAACGAGCAAAAUAUUUUGGACAAAAACCAAAAAUUCUUUCUCCAUCGAAAUUUUCGAUUAAGAAUCCAAAACAUAUUGAUCAAGAUCAACAAAAUCAGCAACCAAAGAUUAUUUAUCCUAGAGUAUCUACUAAUAAAGAUGAUACAAUUAAUAUGAAUGGUUUAACAAAAACUUUUCAUAAUACUAAUACUGUAACAGAAUUAAUUGAUGAUCAAAAAACACCUUCAGUUGUCUAUCAUGAUGCUGAUAUUCAACCAUCAAGCUUAUCGAAGAGUAUUUCUCAAUCAGUGGUACGUAAUAAAGAUCAAGAAAAAAAAACAACUCGAGGAAACAUUCCAUUAAAAACUAUUGAAAAUAAGUUCAUUUCUCAGCGCGUGGCAGGUGCAAAUGAAGCUCAAGUUGGCAAUUAUUGUACAACGAUUUGUGCUCAAUCUACUCCAUCAUGUAUAAAUCCAUGUUGUGUUGAACAAGCUGAACAAAUCUGUAUUGAAGAUAACUGUUGUAUUCCAUCGACAACAAUUAAUUGUGGAUCAAAUUCUUGUGUAAUUCAACAAUGUGAUCCAAUCAUGUGUGUUCCUCAACAACAACAACAACAAAUAGUCAUAUGUGCUGAUUCAAUGCCGUCACAGAAUUUUUGUUGUACAUCGUCGAGUAACAAUAUUAUUCAACAAACACAACAAUAUUUUUGUGCUGAUAAUAAUCCACAAUUAUCUAUGUGCCAGUCUUUAUCAACAAAUUCAUCACCACAAUCUUUAAUAUGUGUAUCGCAAACACCAUGUCAAGCAACUCCAAGUAUUGUUAUUCAACAACAACCUCAAAUACAAGUUCAACCAUUACAGAUUAUAUCAAGUUCACAAACACCAGCUGCACAAUGCGUUCAGCUAUGUUCAAGUGCCUCACAAGUUAUUCCAUCGCCAACUAUUCAAAUUACUCCACAAAUUCUGUAUCAACGUCCAUAUGAUACAGUCGUUUUACCAGUUCAAAACCAACAACUGGUUUGUGCAACUCCUCCUGCUGUAUCAUUGAGUCGACCAUCCUAUGCACCGAUGUGUGUUGUCCCUGCUGCAUCAGCACCACCACCAUCGGGACCAAACAUGUUUCGUAACGCUCUUAUUCAAAUUGUUUCUAAAACAACUGGUAUACCUGUAAAACCGCCAAUGGUUUGCACACCCGCAUCACCAGCAAUGGUUUGCUCCCCUACACCACCAUCAAUGGUUUGUUCCGCUGCACCACCAACAAUGGUUUGCUCUCCUACACCAUCAGCAAUGGUUUGUUCCCCUGCACCACCAGCAAUGGUUUGCGCACGUGCACCACAAGCAAUGGUUUGCGCACCUGCACAAUCACCAAUGGUUUGCACACCUGCACAAUCACCAAUGGUUUGUGCACCUGCACAGCCAACAAUGGUUUGCACUCCAAGCCCUUUAUUAACCGAUGGUUCACCAGGAUCGGCAUCCCCGCCAAUCGUACCGCUUACCCCAGGUGGCUUACUUAUUCCAUUUGAGCCAUCUGAACCGUCGAGAGGCAUGAUACGUGGUGCAUUGUCUCGAUCAAAUCGUUACCCAUCAAAUCUAAAAACUUUUGAUGAUAUUCGACAACAGAUGCUACAGCGCGCUCAGGUAUUAUCGGAACUUCGACGAAUGCAAGCGGAUCAAUUAGCAUCAUCUGCCCAACGCUCACGAAAUAUGCCAGUCCGAUCACUACCUGGAUUCUCAUCAAAUUUACCGCGAUCCACUGCUUAUCAAUCAGGUUUAUCGCGACCAUUUCCUUCAUUUUCAUCAAAUUUACCGUCACAACCACCGAUGUACAGAUCACAAACUCCAUAUCCAAGUGGAAAUCUUGUUUCACCUAGUAGUAGUUCAAGUAGAUCAUCGGCUUCAUCUACAGCACCUAAUCGACCACCUGGUCAAUCAGUAUUAUCGGGGCCGUCAACUGCCUAUCAAUCGUUUCAGCCCUGA
This is a messenger RNA of Rotaria sp. Silwood1, 2373 nucleotides long. NCBI's taxonomy places the organism in Eukaryota, Metazoa, Rotifera, Eurotatoria, Philodinida, Philodinidae. The record is from the annotation of a GenBank genome assembly.